CGAUCAACCGUUUAACAAAGUAUCGAGUUUUUGGUUUAUUUUCGUUGGAAUAUUUGUUGGGGAAAUAAAUCGUACGUGCCUUUGCUGACUUUUAUCUUUGAAUUAUUUUAAUCGUACACGUAACAGCUUUUGGUCUAGGCAGUGAAAGAACAAUCAAACUCGUGUUUAAUAUAUCGCGAAUGAUUGGUAUAAAGGAACGGAAUCGUACGAAGAGAAUGUCUUUCGUUAGUCUUCAUAAAAAGGAAAAAGUGAGCGUUGUAAAGAGAUGUCUUUCGGCGAAACGACCGAGAGCGAAAUCCUGUUUCGCUUCUAUAGAUCCAUGCAUGGGCGAUUACAUCAGGCACCCAGUCCUUUACGAACUGUCGAGCAAGUACGGAGUUGCUGGCAGUGACCAGGUGCCCUUGCCUGUUCGUCUCGAUGAGCUCCGGGAACACAUACGCAGAGAAAUACGUAAGGAAUUAAAGAUAAAAGCCGGUGCUGAGAAGCUUAGGGAGGUUGCAACCGAUCGUAAGGCGCUAUCGGACGUGGCGACUAUCGUGAAGAAGGCCAACAGCAAGUUGAACGAGCUACAAGCCGAGCUCCAGCAGCUCGAAAGUCAAAUUAUACUGACGCAGGGCCAGCCGCAGUCGCCGCAACAAAAUCACUCCAACGGUCAAGACACACCUCUGUCACCAAUGGGACCUUCGUCACCGAGUCAGGAAGGUCUAUUCACAGAUCUUCGACUUUUAUCCUUGGAAAAGCAGCUUAACAUCGAAUUGAAAGUAAAACAGGGCGCGGAAAAUAUGAUACAGAGUUUGACGAGUGGGCACAGAGACAAGAAAUUACUUCAGGAAGCUCAGCAGAUGCUUGACGAUUCCCGCGCUAAAAUUGAGUUCCUACGCAUGCGCAUAAUGAAGGUGCGACAGGCACGCCAACAACAACAUGCUCGUGGUGACGCGCCACCUCCGAAUGGUGAAACAGGAGGCAAUAAAGAUAGGUACGAGCCAAGCCUGGAACUUGCUUUGGAGGAACGCGUCGAAGAGCUGCGACAUCGGCUAAGAAUCGAAGCAGCCGUUGUGGAAGGUGCAAAGAACGUAAUACGUCUUCUGCAAAGUGCCAAAGUUGCUGAUAAGAAGGCUUUAACAGAGGUAUGUAUUAUUCUCCUAGAGAAAUACAAACAGAGAGAGAGAGAGAGAGAGAGAGAGAGAGAGAGAGAGAGAGAGAAAAAGAAAGAGAUAAAAAGAAUGUGUGUACAUUCGUAAGAAGAAGAAGAAGAAUAUUUCUCGAAAAAAUCGUUCCCGGCCUAUCGUAACCGUAAGUUCUUCGAUAAACGACGACGAUGUCCUGCGGUGGAUGACAGCUUGGAAAAGGUUGAAGAAGAGGGCGAUAGGAGGGGGAGGAGGAGGAGGAGGAGGAGGAGAAGAAUGUACGGAGUUAAAAAAGAUGAGAACGAUCGAGAACGAUCGGACAAUGUUGGUUCGCAAACAGCACCGCCUUGGUUGGUUAGAGCAGAAGUUACAAUUCGUCAUGGUGGUGCACAAACCAUUUCGGAUUCUGGACAAUCGCCGGCAGGCACCUCGUCAGCAACAAUGACUGAUUCCAACGGUGUACGAAUGAUAUAUCGUUGGAAUACUAGCCAACCGAGUUCUAAUAUUCCAUCAACUACAUCCGCAUCGACUACUCAAUCGAUGGGUGGUAUUAUACCACCAAAUUCUUAUGGUUUUCAACGUGGUAAUAUAUUGUUCACAUCGACACCACCGCCAAGAGGUCAACAAUCUGGUAAUUCGUUUACAAUUCCGCGCCCAGGAUCUUCAAGUAAGGAUGACACGUGCCCGUUAAGAAAUCGUGGAUUCAUCGAUUCAGGAUAUAACAGCGAACAAUUCUCACCCCAUUCAUAUUCGAGUUUACCAUCGCGCCGUACUUAUCAACAAUACAAUCGACGUUGCAAAAGUACUUGUAACAUCGUUCUCGCUGCUUUUGAUCCAAAGAAGAAUCUAAGUAACGAUGAACCUACAACUACGAAAUUGUUAACGAAAGAAUCAUUGAAAUCUUCCACGUUAGAAGAGCCAGAUCGAUCAUCCUGGCAUUAUCAUCGAACGACAUCGUCCAAUAAUAACCAUCAUCUUCAUCAUCAUCAUCAUCAUCAUUUACAACAGCAGCAACAACUUCAGCAACAACAACAACAACAGCAACAACAACAACAACAACAACAACAACAACAACAACAGCAUGUCUCCGCUCGUUCACGUUUCAGUACCGUGCCUGAAGUAUGCGAAGAUUGUUCCGAAGGUACUGCCAGUCCAUUUACGACACAUUUCUGUACUCGUGUGUUAGAGAAAACAGCAAGCAAAGUUACGACCAUUAGCAAGGAUGCUUCUUCUCAAACGACCGAUAUUGAAUCUCGAACUUCGACCAUAUCGACUACAUCGAAAACAGGAAAAGUAAGACGGAAGGCAUUAGAUAUACAAUUGGCUGACGAACAAAAGAGGAAAAAGCAAGAGAACUCAACUGUUGGUACGCCGAUUGAUACUUCGGGACAACUUUCAACGACUACGGAUACUGAAAAAUCCUUUUCAUCUGCCAUAGAGGAGAACGCAAAACGUAAAUCUCGUACCGUUCACAUAGACGUUUAUUGCACUGGCUCGGACGAUGAAUGUAGUACCGAUUCAACCGAGGAGGAACGUUCGACAACGGCUAUGACCGUCUUCGAGAACGAGGACGUUAAAGUGACGCAUAGCCAAGCCGAGGAUAACGAUUUACCACGUGGAUUUAAAGAUAAUAAAGCUUUUUUAGCGCGAACUGCCGAGAGACGUUGUGAAAGUUUCAAAAAUGCACCAAUGAGAAUGCCUUCGUUGGCCAGCUCGAAGGGUUACGAAAGCGACGAUCUAUUGAGUUCCCUCUAUCCCUCGCAAUUUAGUUCUUACAGCGCUCUUAAAGAUUUAGAUUCUACGCCAUGGUCAGCGGCAUCGUCGACUUUGGCAUUACCAUUUAUUGACGAUUAUGACUCAGCUGCUGCGACAUCCUCGAAGGAUACAUUUUCCGAUAUAGAUUCUAUCGUAAAUGGUAGUAAACCGACCUUGACGUCCUGCGAUAGCUUCGAAUAUGCUAAUUUGUCCGAUCGCGAGAGAAUAAGAAAAAUGGAUACAAUUUGGGGAGGUAAAAAUGAUUUAACAGAAGAAAAGAAGGAUAAAAAUUGGAGAUCACCUCAUAUAGAACGUAAGCAUUUAUUGAGGAACAAAAAGAUGAGGGAAUAUUUGGAGAAACAUGAAAUCGGUUGGUCAUCCGACGAUACCGCGGGUGGUGAAUCGGACGACAGUGGUACCAUUGGUUGGAUCUUUUUAUCUAAUAAGGAUGAUAAUACUAAUGAGGGAUUAUCCGAAACUAAAGUUGAUAAGGAUAUCGUACGUCGUGAUAGUACGAUUAAGAGGGAAAUAAUAAAUGAUAACGUUCUAUCGUCUAACGUUGUAAAUCGUUCAGAAUUAAUACGUUCCGAUCUUCUUAUUCAAGACGAUCAUUCCGAUUCGACAACGAGAAGCGAUCUAUGCUCACGAAUUUAUACAUUAAGAGAACAGAUUGGUCUGUUUGGUUCGAAAAGUCCUUCGCCGCUUCCUUCGAAAGUACCUUCCAGGGUUACUUCACCCUUUAUGACAUCCCAUGGCGAAAGGACCGAUCAUAUCGUUAAAGCAUCGAUAUUUGGUUCGGCACAGGCAAGUCUCGCGGAAUCCAGUAGAAAAUUGGACUUACUUAGAUUAUCUCUUGAGCUUAGAAGACAAGAAUUACCACCAGACAGUGGUACUGCUGCCCAAUUAAAGAGAGAACUAGCAAGUGUACAAUCGGCAAGUCCUGUUCCUGUAACUUAUACAUCGUUACAACCAUUUCGUGGCCCAUUGGAAGGUAGGGCUACGGUACCUGCAUCAGUUUCUAGAUGUGCUGCAGUCACUGGACAAUUGGAGGUAAGAUUAAUGGGAUGCCAAGAUUUAGCGGAAGAAGUUCCUGGACGUACGAGAAGAGAACAUCCUGCCAGUCCUGAUUUACGCAGCUUCGUUAAAGGAGUAACAGGACGCAGUUCGAGUAAAUCUUAUAGCGUGAAAGACGAAACGAGUAAUGAUAUUAUGGCGGUUAUAAAAUUGGAUAAUCAAACCGUAGCACAAACUAGUUGGCGACCUUGUUCCCAACAGGCUUGGGACCAAAGAUUUUCUAUCGAACUAGAUAAAUCAAGAGAACUUGAAAUAGGCAUUUAUUGGAAAGAUUGGAGAUCAUUGUGUGCAGUGAAAUUUUUACGCCUAGAAGAAUUUAUCGACGAUGUGAGACACGGAAUGGCACUUCAGUUGGAACCCCAAGGAUUAUUGUUUGCUGAAAUUAAAUUUUUAAAUCCGAUGAUAUCAAGAAAACCAAAAUUGCAACGUCAACGUAAAAUAUUUAAACAGCAAGUAAAGAAUUUCCCGCGGGCUAAUCAAAUGAACAUUAAUGUUGCUACUUGGGGUAGACUUCUUAAACGUUCUGCACCCUCUUUACAUAAUACAAGAAAUUCUGAAAGUCCACCGUCGGGACCACAACCGUUACAAAUUGUUUUUGAUACCUCAAUAGAAGAUAAGCCCGAAACACCUGGAGAAUUACCAGAUCCAGAAAAAGGAGGCUUAGGUGGUGCUCGACCAUUAGGAAUGGCAACUUCAACUAGUAGUCCAGUUUUACCACGUCCACCUGAACAUCCACCUCCACCACCGCCAACGAUUACUAAGAAACCUUCAUUGCCAGCACCUCCACCACCACCAAAAUUAGAUCAGGAGAGUGCAUUAAGGGAGUUUGAUUUCCUGCACAACGAGGAGAAAGGGGGGUCUCAGGGUGCAAAUUUGAGGCCCCUUGUGACAGAGCCCCGUCCUGUGCUGAUUGCACCACCCUCUCCACGCACACCCUCGCCCCAACCCGUGGUCGAGUUUCCUGAAGAUGAGGUCGUCUACGAACUACCAGUUAGGCCUCUACAAUAUAGAGAUAGUGCAUAUGAAUCUAGAAGACAUUCUCAGCUCACUGGCAUGACAUUGGACAACUUUAGAUUACUUUCUGUUCUUGGUCGAGGUCAUUUUGGAAAAGUUAUCUUAUCGCAAUACAGGAAUACAGGAGAAUAUUUUGCUAUUAAGGCAUUAAAGAAAGGUGAUAUUAUAGCAAGAGACGAAGUGGAAUCAUUGCUUUCUGAAAAGAGAAUAUUCGAGGUUGCAAAUGCUACGCGUCAUCCAUUCCUGGUUAAUUUGUUUGCUUGUUUCCAAACUGAGGCGCACGUCUGUUUUGUAAUGGAGUAUGCAGCAGGUGGUGAUCUUAUGAUGCAUAUACAUGCAGAUGUUUUUGGUGAACCACGUGCUGUAUUUUAUUCGGCUUGCGUUGUUUUAGGAUUGCAAUAUUUACAUGAAAGUCGAAUCAUAUAUAGAGAUUUGAAAUUAGAUAAUUUGUUGUUGGAUACGGAAGGAUACGUUAAAAUAGCAGAUUUUGGAUUAUGUAAAGAAGGUAUGGGUUAUGGUGAUAGAACUGGGACUUUUUGUGGAACUCCAGAAUUUUUAGCACCAGAAGUUCUCACAGAGACUUCGUAUACACGAGCUGUAGAUUGGUGGGGUCUUGGUGUACUUAUAUUUGAGAUGCUUGUUGGAGAGUCUCCAUUCCCUGGUGAUGAUGAAGAAGAAGUAUUUGAUUCGAUAGUAAAUGAUGAAGUUCGUUACCCAAGAUUCCUUUCUUUGGAAGCUAUAGCUAUAAUGAGAAGGUUGCUCAGAAAGAAUCCAGAUAGAAGAUUAGGUAGCAGCGAAAGAGAUGCGGAGGAUGUUAAAAAGCAAGCAUUCUUUAGGCACAUAGCGUGGGAUGAUUUGUUAUUAAGACGCGUGAAACCACCAUUUGUACCAGUAAUUCAUUCUGUGGAAGAUGUUAGUAAUUUUGAUGAAGAAUUUACAUCGGAAAAGCCACAGCUCACUCCGCCUAAGGAUCCUCGACCUCUCAGCGAUAUGGAACAGAGUUUUUUCAAAGAUUUCACAUACAUGGCUGAUUGGUGCUAACUAUAGUAAUAUGCUAUUUUAUGUUCUUCCAAUAAUAGUUCAUCUUUAUUUGUGCCCAAUAAUUUAAACAAUACUAUGUUACAUUACAUCAAGGUACAUAAGAGAUAGCAAUGAUACUGCUUAUCAUAAGAACGAUAUAUUGUGCUUUAUUUUAUUUUAUUUUUUUGUUUUUUUUUUCGUUUUUUUUUGUUUUUUUUUUGUUUUUUUUUUGUUUUUUUUUUUUUUUUUGUUUUUUUUUUUUUUUGUUUUUUUUUAACAAUAAUUAUUCUGACUAGAAAUCAAAACUUCAUAAACUUAUGAUUUACCAUUGAAUCUCGGAUUUUCAUCUGAAUUAUCUAAUAGAGAGACAUUUUAUUUUCUGCCAGACACAUAUGUGUGGCUAUAAUAUUUUAUUUUGUUUG
Molecule: messenger RNA, 6412 nt
Organism: Vespa mandarinia (Asian giant hornet)
Lineage: Eukaryota; Metazoa; Arthropoda; Insecta; Hymenoptera; Vespidae
Gene: Pkn
Product: serine/threonine-protein kinase N
Biological process (GO): protein phosphorylation; signal transduction
Molecular function (GO): ATP binding; small GTPase binding; protein serine/threonine kinase activity
Source: RefSeq, a predicted model, not a curated record